GAACCGAAGUCUAUCAUGGACAACAACCAAAGUCCGACAGACUUGACGCUGGAUGCGCUUAAAAGCGUUGUAUCGCAAGCUCUAUUGGGCAAAUUCACAGCUGUUUUUCCAAAGCUUUUCAAGUGCCAAUGGAAGACAUAUGAAGGUCAGAAGAAGUUUUUUGCAAAUUUCUCUGAAUCCGGCUGCAACAUGGCUAACCGUAAGUUUUGCGUUGGUGGAAACUGGAAGAUGAAUGGAGACCAGAAGACCAUUGCCGAGAUCUGCAAGACUCUGAGCGAUGCAUCUCUGGAUGCCAACACUGAGGUGGUCAUCGGCUGCCCGGCCAUCUAUCUGAUGUACGUCCGCAAUCUGCUGCCCUGCAGCAUCGGUGUCGCCGGACAGAAUGCCUACAAGGUGGCCAAGGGAGCCUUCACCGGCGAGAUUUCACCUGCCAUGCUGAAGGACAUUGGCGCCGAUUGGGUUAUUCUGGGACACUCGGAGCGUCGUGCCAUCUUCAAUGAAUCCGACGAUCUGAUUGCCGAGAAGGCGGAGCACGCAUUGGCCGAGGGCCUCAAGGUGAUUGCCUGCAUUGGCGAGACCCUCGAGGAGCGCGAGUCGGGCAAGACCAACGAGGUGGUUGCCCGCCAGAUGUGCGCCUAUGCCAAGAAGAUCAAGGACUGGAAGAACGUGGUCGUUGCCUACGAGCCCGUCUGGGCCAUUGGCACCGGCAAGACUGCCACACCCGACCAGGCCCAAGAGGUGCACGCCUUCCUGAGAAAGUGGCUGGUGGAUAACAUCUCCCAGGAUGUCUCCGAUUCCCUGCGCAUUCAAUACGGCGGCUCUGUGACCGCUGCCAAUGCCAAGGAGCUGGCCAAGAAGCCCGACAUCGAUGGCUUCCUUGUCGGUGGCGCCUCCCUGAAGCCCGAGUUCGUUGAGAUCAUCAAUGCCCGCAAGUAGAAACAGUCGCUGGACGUCAACUUGCUUGGGCUGAGAAAGCAGCUCCAAAACUGCCCAAAAGAAAGAAGAACUUGUUAACCGGAUGUGAAACUUGCAUUAAGCGCAAAUUAAAAUUUGUUGUCUAUCGAUUAGCGAUGCCACUCGAUAAUAG
Molecule: messenger RNA, 1087 nt
Organism: Drosophila innubila
Lineage: Eukaryota; Metazoa; Arthropoda; Insecta; Diptera; Drosophilidae
Gene: Tpi
Product: triosephosphate isomerase
Exons: 3
Coding region: 16-936 (306 amino acids)
Biological process (GO): glycerol catabolic process; gluconeogenesis; glyceraldehyde-3-phosphate biosynthetic process
Cellular component (GO): cytosol
Molecular function (GO): triose-phosphate isomerase activity
Source: RefSeq, a predicted model, not a curated record